Molecule: messenger RNA, 4831 nt
Organism: Musca vetustissima
Lineage: Eukaryota; Metazoa; Arthropoda; Insecta; Diptera; Muscidae
Gene: Tango1
Product: transport and Golgi organization protein 1
Exons: 10
Coding region: 36-4517 (1493 amino acids)
Biological process (GO): protein secretion; endoplasmic reticulum to Golgi vesicle-mediated transport; vesicle cargo loading
Cellular component (GO): endoplasmic reticulum membrane; endoplasmic reticulum exit site
Molecular function (GO): protein binding
Source: RefSeq, a predicted model, not a curated record
UGCUGAUAAACGAGAAACGAAAAACGCAAUGCAAAAUGUGGAAAACCAAAGCACCAACAACGAAUUUAUUAGCACUGACGUUAGUAUUUACCCUAGUUUUUUGGGACACAGCCUAUGGACUUUCAGACAAACGGUUGUGUGCCGAUGAGAAAUGUAAAGAAAUCAUAUCUUUGGGCAAGGGGAAAAUUAACUAUCGGGCGGGAGAGGAGGGCAUGGUCUCAUUUAAAAUCAAUUCCCCCAUUCGAAUUAAGUCGAAGAGCGCUGGGUCCAAUCCAUCUCUGUGGGGAGUAGAGGUAAAUGGCCGUGAAGGAUAUGCACCCAAAGAGUACAUCAGGGAGGAACGUAUCUUAAUAAGAGAAAAGGAUCUAAAACAUAUUGUGGAUGUAGUAAAGCCCGGUAGUCAAGAGCCUGCCGUUCCUCCUACUCCCUUACCCGCUGCAUCUGAAAAUAACGUGGAAACUGCAACUCCUACUACUCCUUUAAAUGACGUGGUUGUCAAUUCCCAAGAGGAAAAUAACGUGGAAACUGCAACUCCUACUACUCCUUUAAAUGUCGCGGUUGUCAAUACUCAAGCGGAACCUAUCAAUAACAGUCCUGUAGACAAGAGUGCCGAGUUGCCAUUACAAACUGCAACACCUGUUCAGGAUGAUGUACUUAUUGUGGAUGGAACAAGAAUUCCCACAUUAAAUGAUAACCAUCAAGAAAAUCAUACAAUGGGUUCCACGCUUCCUAUGUCCGAGGAUGACGAUGAAGAAGAUGAUGGCGAAAUUGGUGAUUAUGAUGAAGACGAAGAACUCGAAGAAGAUGAUGAGCAUAGCAAGGAAACAUUGACCAAACAACCCAUGGAACCAGUUCCAUUCAAGUCCAAUGUAGAAACAAAUGAAUUUAAGCAAGCAGAAACAACGGAAACUACUACCCCAGAAAAUACUACCACAAAGACUGAUGAGGCUCCCAACACUGUUGCUGAUAAUCUAUCGGAGACUACAACAAUUUCUCCAAGUACUGAGGGUGAUGUAGUUACGUCUAGCACUGAACAACCGGAAAUUGUGACUGAGUUGAAUGAAGCCUCAACUGAGCAAAGUGUUGAAAAUGUGGACCAAAAUGAUUCUAAUGCCCAACAAGAACCUGCAGUGGAAGUCACUUCUACUCCCACAGAUGAUGUAAAAUCAGAGGAAUAUAAGCAACAAGAAGUUCCUAUCGAAGAGCAAAAUCAAGAUAGUUUAAAACAAGAGAUUACCUCUGAGACUGGUACCAUCAACUCCACCACUGAAGCCUUAAAUACUGCCAACAAUGAGGAAGAAAUUCUCAACACAAUCAACAUAUCUACUGAACAAAGUCUUCCUGAGAGCACAACACCUGAAACCACAUCAAAUGUAGUCAGCUCAACAGAAGGCGAGCAAAAUUCCAGUGAGCAACCUGUAAGUGAGCAAGUGGUACAAAGUGAUUUACCAAUGGAAUUGCCAAUUGAAAAUACACUCAAUACACAGGAAGGAACAGUACAAACAGAUAUACCUACAUCCCCAGACCAACCUCCCGCAAUUCCCACAGCAAAUAUUCGAAAUGAAAUUGAAUCUCCCAUAGUAUCCACAAACCUUGAUUCACAGACUGAAAUUCCUAUGUCUAGUACAGAAAUACCCCCUGUUUACAGUGAUCCAUAUCAACAACCAGAGUUGAAACCAACUGAAGCACCUGUGCUUAGUACCGAAAUUCCCCCUGUCUAUAGCGAUUCCCAUCAACAGCAAAAUACUUUCGAUUAUGUUAAUCCCACACAAUAUAAUCCUUACGUUGAAUCAUCCAACACACCAUUACCACCUCAAUACGAUUACCAUCAAGUCACAACUGAGUCAUCAUUGCCUACUGAAACUCCAUAUUAUGAUUAUUACGGACAGCAGCAAUCUACGGGAUAUGAAGGCGAAACAACAACAACAAUCAAACCUGAGAUAACGAUUAACGACACUCCCAUAGUUAGCGAACCGGAGAUUACUACAAUUAAACCUCAAUCUGUUGACAAUUCUUAUUAUAAUGAUGUUCCACAAGGUCAGGGUUAUGUUGAACCUCUUCAACCCCUAGUAACGCCGGAACCACCCAAAUCAACGGAAGAAGAGCCAAAAUCAUUGCCAUCACUUACACCAGCCCAUCAUCAUGACGAUCACAUUGAUAAGAAGGAUAAAGGUUUAUUUGCCACCAUAAUGGAUACCGUAAAUAAUAUAUUACCUAACAGCAAGAAACCCAAAUAUCCAGCUGAAGAUGACAAUGAGUUAAAUAGAAUAUUGUAUCCGGAUAUGGGUGGCAAACAUCCAGCAUCACUACACCAAACUAACGAAGAUGGAAGUUUCUGUGAAAAAUUGGGCCCCAAUGAUUGCCCUCAUUCGACACAAAACACCGUUAAGCACCAUUCAGAAGAAGAAUGUACUUGUUCGCUGAAGUCUUUCAUAACCACCGAAUUCACACUGGAAACCUUUGUCCAAGCUUUGGCAUCUAAGGUCUUGGAAAUCAGUGAUUUAUUGGCAUUCUUAGCCAUAGUUGCUGCAACCACCCUAUUCUUUGUUUUUGGUUAUUAUUGUUUCUGCAAUAGCAGCAGUGAGGGUGCUUUACUUUCGAAACUCAAUCAAUUGGAGAGUAGUUUAUUGGCUUCCCACAAAGAAAAUGCUAUUCUUAAGCAUAACUUAAUGUCGACCCGACAGAAGCUGUCCAGCAUUGAGGAUAAUUCUUUCGGUUCGAAUGAUAUGGUGUUGUCGAUUAAAAAGGAAUUAGAGGAAGAAUUAGUGGAAAAGGCUAGAUUGCAAGAACAAAUAACAUCAUUGCAAAAGGAAUUAGAAGCUGCUGCCGAUGCUGGCAUUGAGUUGAAUAAAAUCGUUUCGGAAUUAUUAAGUAACCAGACUGGAGACGAAAGCAUCAUAAGUAGUGUCGAAGAAUUACAAAAACAAUUGAACGAACAGCAAAAUACUAUUUUGGAGAUUAAUGCCAGCUUGGCCGAAAAGAGCCGUGAAAAUAGCGAAUUACAGCUAUUGAUUGCCGAACAAAAUGCUCGCUACGAAUCGCAAAUUUCUAAUCUUCAAAGGGACAAUGAUGAGUUGGAAGCUGAAAAGGGUAGUCUUAUCACUCGAUUGGAUGAAGUUAAAAAUGAUUUUGACAAGGAUAUCACCGCUGCAUUGGAGGGAAAGAAUUUCGAAAUAAAACGCCUACAAAACGAAAUUGUAGAUUUAAGUGGUAAGCUGGAAGCGGAGCAUACUAAAUGGCAGACUAGUCUGGCUAAGGUGGAGGCCUUAGAAGAGUGUCUGAAGAAUGUGAAAAAGGAUCCCAAUGUAAAUAUAACCCAAGUUAUAGAUGUGGCCAAUAUCAGAGCAGAACUUUUGGACGCCCAAAAGAAAUAUGCCACCCUAAAGGAACGUUUGGAACUAGAACUGGAUGCCCGAAAAGUAUGUGAAAAUCAAUUGCAAGUGGCAACAGCUGAAGUGGAAAAACUGAAACAAGACUUCAACCAAUCGGAAAAAGACAAGUUGGAAGCUCAAACUCGUCUAGAAGUAUUAUCCAAUUACUUCAAGGAAAAGGAGACCCAGUUACAAAAAGAGUUGAGCCUAAAGGAAACCAUGUGGUUGCAGCAACAAGGUGAAACCAGUACAACUGUGGAACGUUUAACGGCUAUGCAAGAGGAAAUACAAUCAUUGAAAUCUCAAAAUGAUGCUUUGCGUGCUGAGAUUGAAGCUCAAGUAGCUGCACACAAGGCCCAAACAGGCACACUAGAAAAUCGUGCCCAUGAGACAUGGUUGGCAGCACGCCAAUCGGACAGACGCUAUGAAGAAGCCAGGGCGGAAGCCACAGCUUUACGUAGAAAAUUAACAGCAUUAGCUGGUGGCAAUGUUAAUGAAGCCAAUAAACCUUCAGCUGGUCCUGCAGGCCUGGGCGAUGAUUUAGCAAAUGCCCCAUCACCCAUACAUAUGGAGUCUCCUGGCUCCCCCAUGUUAGGCAGAAUGCCACCACCACCAUUCCUACCGCCACCAUUUAUGGGACCACCUCCACCAUUUAUGGGUAUGCCACCACCACCUCCUUUUGUGCCACCAGGUGAGAUGCGUCCAGCACCAUUGGGACGUAUCAUGUCACCGCCGCCACCACAACGCUCAAGUCUAAUGGACUACGAUGACUAUCUGGAUUACGAAAGUAACAAUUCGUGGCAUCGGCAUCACACAUAUUCACCACCACCACGAACAUAUCGAUCACUCUCACCCACAGAUAGCCGCUACAACUAUGGCACAGAACGCGAUCUUAUGUCCACCUAUGACACAGAAACCGAUUUCAGCCCACCACCCAGUCCUCGGGAAUCAAGAAGGCGGGCUGGUUAUGACAGUGACAAGGGUGGCAGUAGACAUCCAUACAAUAAUUCUAAGAAAUCGUCUUCAGGCCAUAAAGGUAAUAUCAGUUCCGGUUCCGACAAAUCCUACAAUUCCUCAUCCAAAAAAGGUGGCAACAAAUCAAAGUCCAGCGGAGGAGGUGGUGGGGGUGGUAAAUCGCUAGUAUGAUUUGUUCUUAAACUCCCUUCCACGUUAGAGGAAAUAAAGCCCCCACAUAAAACAUUUCCGUUAAAAAUGCAUUAAGCCUAAGAGAGCGAGCGAGUCUGAGAAUGAUGAAUGUUAGUGAGCGUCUUUACUACGACGUAUGUGUGCCGUGUCUGCUGUCGACUUUUUUUGUUAAUUGUGUAGUUAAAUUUAAUUUUUUAAAAUUUACUCAAAAAUAAGAAGCAGAGAAUGAAUGAAAACAUUCUUAACUUAAUGAUACUUACUAAGAAGAAUAACCUACAAAAAUAACUAAUACAACAACAAGCCAAAUUAUAAAA